AUGCAAAAAUUUAUAGGAAAAUGUAUGAAGAUGAGAUACUAUAAAUUGAACUGGAUAGUUGCAUAUCACCAUCAUUUCCGAAUUGAAGCUUUCGAGAAACAAUCAAAUAUGAAGUCUACUUUGAUAUUUACUCUACUUGUUACAAGUUGUGUUUUAUUAUUCAUUGAACAAGUAUCCUGUCAUGAACAUGAAGACCAUAAGGAUAAAUUGGAUGGAAUUGGCAAGCAAAAGAGAGAAAUUUCCGAUUUAAAAGAUGCAGCUAGUUCAAGCUCAAGUUCAAGUGAAGAGUCUAAGGAAUCUAGAAGAAAACGUAAUGCUGAAGAUUUAAUGAAUAAGGCAAAAGAUAAAUUUGAGGGCAAGUCUGAGGACGAAAAAUCAGAAAAGACAAAACGUGGUGCUGAAGAUAUGUUCAAUAAAGUUAAAGAAAAAUUCAGUGGCAAGUCUGAGGACGAAAAAUCAGAAAAGACAAAACGUAAUGCUGAAGACUUAAUGAAUAAGGCAAAAGAUAAGUUUGGUGGCAAGUCUGAGGACGAAAAAUCAGAAAAGACAAAACGUAAUGCUGAAGACUUAAUGAAUAAGGCAAAAGAUAAAUUUGAGGGCAAGUCUGAGGACGAAAAAUCAGAAAAGACAAAACGUGGUGCUGAAGAUAUGUUCAAUAAAGUUAAAGAAAAAUUCAGUGGCAAGUCUGGGGACGAAAAAUCAGAAAAGACAAAACGUAAUGCUGAAGACUUAAUGAAUAAGGCAAAAGAUAAGUUUGUUGGCAAGUCUGACGACGAAAAAUCGGAAAAGACCAAGCGAGGUGCUGAAGAUAUGUUCAAUAAAGUCAAAGAAAAGUUUAGUGGCGAUAAAUCAAGUUCAAGCGAGGAAUCUAAGGAAACAAGGAGAAAACGUGGGACUGAAGAUGUAAAAGAAAGUUUUGAAGGUGGAGCCAAAAAAUUAAUGGAUGGUUUUAAAGAUACAAUUGGGGUAUUCCAAGGAUUUUUGGGUGGUAAAAAAGAAAGAAAGAGGCGAGAUCUUCCAAAAAUAGAUACUGCUAAUGAAGAAAACGACGAAGAACAAUCAAGGGAAACAACUAAAACAAAACGUCAAGCCGAAGAAAUCGAAGAUGCUGAAGAAGGGGGUAAAAAAGGCAAAAACAAGGGAAAAGGUAAAGGUAAAAAAGGAGGCAAAGGAAAAGGUAAAAAGGGAGGAAACAAAGAUGCAGAAGAAACAGCUCCAGCUGAUCGUAAAAAGCGCAGCAUUUCUGAAAAAGAUUUAUCAAGCCAGCCUUCAGAUCAAUCGGCAGCACGCAAAAAAAGAUUGGUGCAUUAUGAUGUACGAGAAGCAUAUCAAACUGUUUACACGUUUGCAUAAAUUGUGAAAAUCAUAACGAAGACUUACUGCGGCAGAAAACCUGACAAAUGGAUGAAAACUUUAGUUUUAGAUCUAAUUUUCAUGUUAAUAUUUUCUCGUGCUUUCUGUAUUGUUCUGUUCCAAUAAAUUAUAUUAAGUUUUGCAAGC
This is a messenger RNA of Chironomus riparius, 1500 nucleotides long. The record is from the annotation of a GenBank genome assembly. NCBI's taxonomy places the organism in Eukaryota, Metazoa, Arthropoda, Insecta, Diptera, Chironomidae.